CUUCCUCUUCCUCUAAAAGAGAAUUCCUCCUCUUUCCUUCCACUUCACCAUCCAUCACUCGCCCCAUCCAACGCUCCCCGCACUCGACCUCUUUCCUUUGAUUGGAGAUGAGCUUCGCGAAGAAAGGAUACGAGUUCCUGAAAGAGAUCGGCCUCGGCCCUCGCAACUUGGGCUGCUACGUCAAUGGCGCCUGGAAGGCACGUGGUCCCGUCGUCGCCACUCUCAACCCCGCCGACAAUCAGGUAAUUGCUGAAGUUGUUGAAGGAUCCCUUGAAGAUUAUGAGGAAGGCAUGCAAGCUUGUUUUGAUGCAGCAAAGAUGUGGAUGCAAGUGCCAGCCCCAAAGAGAGGUGAAAUUGUUAGACAAAUAGGUGAUGCGUUGAGAGGCAAACUACAGCAUCUUGGUCGCCUUGUCUCACUCGAAAUGGGAAAGAUACUUCCUGAAGGAAUAGGGGAAGUUCAAGAGAUUAUCGAUAUGUGCGAUUUUGCUGUGGGGUUAAGUCGGCAACUGAAUGGAUUGAUCAUACCCUCAGAACGUCCUAAUCACAUGAUGUUGGAGAUGUGGAAUCCUCUCGGGGUUGUGGGAGUAAUUACAGCAUUCAACUUCCCAUGUGCAGUGCUCGGAUGGAAUGCUUGCAUUGCACUUGUCUGUGGCAAUUGUGUUGUUUGGAAAGGUGCACCAACAACUCCUUUGGUGACCAUUGCAAUGACGAAGCUAGUUGCUGGUGUUUUGGAAAAAAACAACUUACCUGGUUCUAUUUUUACCUCACUUUGUGGAGGGGCUGAAAUUGGUCAAGCAAUAGCGAAGGAUACACGCAUCCCUCUGGUUUCCUUCACUGGAAGUUCCAAGGUUGGUUUGAUGGUUCAGCAGACGGUGAAUGCAAGAUAUGGUAAAUGUUUGCUAGAAUUAAGUGGAAACAAUGCUAUAAUUGUUAUGGAUGACGCAGACAUCCAGUUAGCUGUUCGGUCUGUUGUUUUCGCUGCUGUUGGUACAGCUGGUCAACGCUGCACAACGUGCCGUAGACUGCUCCUCCAUGAGAGCAUAUACCAGAAAGUACUUGAUCAUCUCGUUGACGUAUAUAAACAAGUUAAAAUAGGGAAUCCUUUAGAGAAAGGUAACUUGCUUGGACCAUUACAUACUGCUUCCUCAAGGGAGAAUUUUGAGAAGGGAAUGGAGAUCAUUAAGUCUCAGGGAGGGAAGAUCCUUACAGGUGGCUCAGUCAUAGAGUCUGAAGGCAACUUUGUGCAGCCCACAAUAGUUGAAAUUUCUCCAAAGGCUGAUGUUGUUAAAGAAGAGUUGUUUGCUCCUGUCCUAUAUGUCAUGAAAUUUCAGACUUUCAAGGAAGCAAUCGAAAUAAACAACUCUGUACCCCAAGGAUUAAGUAGUUCCAUAUUUACCCGCAGACCAGAUGUCAUCUUCAAAUGGAUUGGACCACAAGGAAGUGACUGUGGCAUUGUAAAUGUGAACAUCCCAACAAAUGGAGCUGAGAUAGGUGGUGCUUUUGGUGGCGAGAAGGCAACAGGCGGAGGUCGUGAAGCCGGGAGCGACUCAUGGAAGCAAUACAUGCGACGAUCAACUUGCACAAUCAACCAUGGGAGUGAAUUGCCGUUGGCACAAGGGAUUAAUUUUGGGUAGUCGAUUCACCUGGCUGGAUGGGCCUCUCCCCGAGCUGCAAAACCAUUCACUUGCUUUGGUGGUUUGGGCCUGUUACCAAGAUCACUCCUCUGAAUGAGUUUUCCAGUUACAACGAGCUGUUUGCCUAACUGUAGGAAAACAAGAACUCUUCCCGAAAUAAUCGAAUGUUCUUUACCAGUAGCAAUUCAAUAAAGAAAUUCCCCAUUCGAGUCCUCA
Messenger RNA from Rhodamnia argentea, 1850 nucleotides. RefSeq names its product aldehyde dehydrogenase family 7 member B4. Gene Ontology annotation, molecular function: aldehyde dehydrogenase (NAD+) activity. Lineage: Eukaryota; Viridiplantae; Streptophyta; Magnoliopsida; Myrtales; Myrtaceae. Bases 108 to 1634 code for a protein of 508 amino acids. The record is from RefSeq and is a predicted model, not a curated record. The transcript is spliced from 16 exons.